Callorhinchus milii (elephant shark) is the source of this 3861-nucleotide messenger RNA. It is a transcript of the gene ccdc57, whose product is annotated as coiled-coil domain containing 57. The coding region runs from base 356 to 3655 and encodes 1099 amino acids. The transcript has 20 exons. The record is from RefSeq and is a predicted model, not a curated record. Lineage: Eukaryota; Metazoa; Chordata; Chondrichthyes; Chimaeriformes; Callorhinchidae.
CACAGGUUGAGCACACUUCAUUUGGGGUGUUUUGAAACUGCUGAUUCAUUCUGAAACUGCUCUUUGUAGAUUACAUUCCAUCAGACCUACUCCUGUCUGGGACAAUGAGGCCAAAUAUAAAGUCUUACACCUGGAGUUAAAACAGAAGGCAGGGGUGAUUGGGUUAAGCAUUAUCACCUUGUUUUGAGUUGGUUGAUUGAUUUACUAAUUAAAUAACUAAUUUGCCUGGGAGUAACUGGUGUAGCUCAGCCAUUUGGAUCUAAUAAAAUAAACACAGAAGUUUACCUCAGGUCUUUGUACUGCUUUCAUAUUAUUGCUUUACCUGCAGAGGAACAAAAGAGUCUCACUGCAUGCAAUGAAAAGCGGACGAAUUUCCCAGCACCAAAUUAUUCCUGACCUGUCACUGAGUCAGAUCUUGGGCUGCCUUUGCAGAAUGCUUCAGGAAGAUGGUAAUUUUGAUGAGCUCCUAGCUCGGAAGGAACAGGAAUGGAAAGAGCUGCAAACUCGCCGUUUCCAAUUAUUGGAAACAACGCUUCGAGAUGUAAAAACCCAGCUGAAAGAACAACAAGAGAAGUUUACCUUACUGAAGGAGGACUUCAAGUACAACCUGAAGGUGCUGGACGAGCGAGACCGAGAAUUGGAACGAUACGAUUCCAUGUUUUCCCAUCUGAAGGUGGUGGAAAGUUCAAAGCAAGCAGAGAUCAGUGAGUUGCGAAUUCGGAUUGACAAAAUGCAAGAAGCAGUCAACAUGGAGGCAAAGACACAAGAGCAGUUGGAGCUCCGCUACCAGCAGCAGCUGAAGCAACACCAGUUGGAUUUGGAGAAAACCCGAAGUUCCAAACACUCUGAGACAAAUAGACAUCGCGAGGAGUAUGAAAAACUGAAACGUGAACUUGAACGUAAAAUCCGAGAAGUGGAGGGAGAGCUUAGUUUGCAAAAACAGGAACUAUUAGCAGAGUUUGAUGCUGAAAUGAGACAGCGAGAACAUGAGUUCACACUCAGAGCAGAUGAAAUGAGUAAUGUCGUACUUACAAAUGAACUGAAGGUGAAACUACUGUCAAAGGAGUUAGAGGUGCUGAGAGAAGUGGGAGCGAAGGCAGCAGAAUCACUUCAAGUAGCAGAGAACACAAACCAUGAAAUGGAAAAGCAACUUCAAAGAAAAGAAUGGGAUUUGAAAGAUGUAACUACGUUAAAAGAAGUCAGGAUAAAAGAACUAGAAGAUAAAAUCCGUGGAAAGGAAAUGAAGUGGAAUAAGGAAGUGGAAAUGUUCCAACGCAAAUUUGCAGAGUUGGAUCGUUUUGCCCGUGAGAGAGAUGCGAUCCUUGAAGCAGCAAAGGAGGCCAAUGCAGAACAGAUAAGGGAGCUGGAGAACAAAGGGCGCGAGCUGCAAAUUAGUUUGGAGAGCCUUGAAAUGGAGAAACGUCAGGGAGAAUGGAGAUGUGCAGAUGGCAUGAGAGAGAAAGAGGAUGCCAUUGAGAAGCUACGUGGGGAGCUUUCAACAGUGAAAGCUGGCUGGGAUGCUCACAUCCAGCAGAUCUCCAAGGAGACAGUUGCUAAGGACGUGCAAGUCAAAACGUUGCAGGACCAGGAUUCGAAGCUGAGAGCUGAGUUAACAAGACACAAAGAGGAUGGAGAGAAAUAUAAACAGCAGCUUGUUCGAGCGGUAGAGAGGGAGAAGAAUCUGGAACAAGCUCGAGUUCAGGUAGAGCUGGACUGGCAGUAUCGCUGUGAGGAGAUGGAAAGAAAUCAGUACCUGAAGUCAGAGGAACUUAUUCAAGGUCUGAGCCAAGCUCAAAACCAGGCCCUAGCAGAACUGCAAGAAACAAAGCGUGAACUGCAGGAGAUGGAGGCAUUAGUCCAAACAGUGACCUUAGAAAGAGAUCGAGCGGUGGCAACUCUACAGAAACAUGGUAUUCUUCCAGAGAGUGAUUUACAGGCUUCAGUACCUGGGGGAGGAGGCCGGGAUGGUAUGGAUUUCCCUUCAGAUGCUUUCCGGAAGCUUCAGCAGCAAAACCUGAACUUGCGGAUUGUAAUUGGCCAGAUGAGGAAAGAAAUGGAGACACUCAGCGAGCAUAUUCCAGCUAACCAGAGCAAGGACAAACUACACGACAACGCGAGGUCAAUGAAGAACUCCAAAGAGGCAUUGCAGAAUGGCCCUCUUACCUCAUAUACUCCAGAGUAUGUCAAAUCUUUGGAAGUUGAGGUUGGUGGAUUGAAACAUAAGUGCAGAAAGUUGGAAGAACAACUGGAAGAUAUUUCAAAGGCAUCUAAUAAGACCCGUGUUCCCCUCCCAGGCCUUCCCAUUUCUGCAGACAAUGCCUAUCUUCAGAACCACAUCCGUACCUUAAAUGAGACCAUAGGUGGUCUUCGUGCUGAGAAGGUUUCAGCUGCUGCCACAAUAAAGAAGCACGAAGCCAGGAUUGUGCACUUAGAUUCUGCAGUUACACAGCUCACCCAACAGGUUCGUCAGAAGCAAGUGGAAAUCAAUCAGCUGCAAUAUGAAAUCACCAGCCACACGCAGAGAAGCAAUGCAGAAAUAAUGAGACUGAAAGAGCGAGUUGCGGAAUUGGAGUUACAGUUAUCGGAAACACGCCGAGAAGCAGAUGAGUAUUUCAGGGGUAACCUUCAACAAAACCUGGAAACUGUGGCGUUAGGAAAUGAGGUUUCAGCUCUAAAGUUGGAUUUACUAAGUGGCCGUGCCCCAGUGGUGGUAGAACAGAGUGCAUUUAUUAGGGAACUUCAGGAAGAGACCCUCCGCCUACGUCAGCAAGUAUCCAACUCUGCAUCAGUCAGUGGCCCCUUGAAACAGUCGAGCUCUAGUGCAUCGGUUUUACAAGCCAAACUAAAGCAGGCAGCUCGUCACAUCAGUCGCUUGGCACGUGAGAAACAGCAACUGAUUGAAAUGGGAAACAGACUCCGAGCAGAACUGCUGAGAUCUGGAUUGGAUGUUUCUCAGCCCUCUAUGGCUUUAAAUCAAUCAGUCCUCCCUUCUCAGUCUCCCAAACAACUGGCACAGAGGCGUCUUUCUGCUCUAGAGCACCUUCAGUACCAACUCACCACACAGGAGCUGGAAUACGCACAGAGGCAACAGUUUAAACAAGUUGUCACUACUGCGCGACGGAGUUCCCCAGAAAGUGAAAUAAACCACAAUCCCUGGGAAAACAAUACUGCAGGGGUUGGAUGUACCACAAAUGGGAAUUUAUCUGCAGCUUUGACAGGAAAACCUGUAACCAGUAUAACAGAGGAAAGUGCACUCUUGGCAACCAGCCAACCACAAAACCUUCUUAUGCCAGAACCCAGCGGAUUGCAACCUGUGAUCAGUCCACUGAUGUCAUCUUAUGGAACCGAUAGCUCUAUUCAGGAUAUCUGGCAAAUGUUGGAGAGAGGUUCCAGCCCCUCGAUAGGUUCUCCACAAGACAACACUGUACAAGCUGGAGGAGGUUUGAAAAGACCCGAGACCAACAGAGAGUCGGUGCCGUCCAUAAAACCCAACAGUUCUACAAAGGUAACAGGAAGGGAACCAACACUUAAUGUGAAAGGCAUUCAAGCUGACAUCAAGAGCAGAACAAAAGCCAAGCACCUUGCUGAAACUCCAAAGAAACCAAAACGUUUAACCAAAGCUGCAAAGAUUAGAAACUACAACAUACGUGACUGAAAAACUGAGCCAGAUCUCAAGAAAGGAAAUGCAUCAGAAAAACGGCACCAUUUUACUUAACUCUGCACACAUACACACACCACACACUUCAGCGAUGCUAGACUUUAUUUCAACAAAUGUGUCUUGGUCUCUUUGGUUCCUAGAAGUUGACCAGAAUGGUUGUUUAUUGCACCUCACAGGAGAAUAAAACCUUCCCAUUCAAAAUA